AUGGAAGAAGAGGAGAUUUUAAUCGAAGAAAUUUCAGAUUAUCUUUCUUCGGAAAUCCAUCGACUGGACAAGCUCAAAACUGUGAUUUCGACAAUACAAUCAGAACGCGGGUCAUCCUCCUACCAAGACCACCUUUCCCAUCCAGUCAAUCAAUAUCGCCUGAUCCGUCGUUUCACGAAAGAAUGGGUAGAUAUCAACCGCCUCCUGGAGAACCCCGAAAAUCCUCCCGAGUUCGAAGAAUUGCUGCUCAACCACGACGAAAUCACUGGGGCUGCUCAAGCGUUGUCCCGCCUUUCCGACGUCUACCAAAUCGAACCAAUUCAUUUUGCGACGGGGAAUGCCACCAGAAACGCUCCGCAGCUCUCGUUCGAAGAUAGUUUCAAAAUUGGUAACGCGCUUUACAACAAACAGGAGUACUAUCACUGUACAAAGUGGAUGCGAGCAGCGAGAGCGCUUAUCCCCCAGCCGGACAAUACUGUUUUCCCGAAAUACAGUGACUUACUCGACUACGAAGCCUUCUGCUCCUCGCAUAGUGGAAACACGCCGCGCGCGCUGGCCCUGACGGAAGAAAUUUUAAAACGAAACGAUCACAGCGAGCCAGAACGAAUCGAAAGCAACUGGCGAUAUUACCAGAGCAAAAUUUCAGACUUUGACAGCUUUCCAAACGAUUAUCUCGAGCGACCCAGCCAUUAUAACCCAGAAGAAAGACAAAGAUACGAAGAACUUUGCCAGUUGGGCUAUGAUAACGAAAACAUCCUCCGAGACAACAACGAUGAUGAACUUUCAUGUUACUUUUUCAAAGGUCAUGAAAAUGACUUCUUCUCUCGAUUGGGGCCAUGGAAAGUGGAGGAAAUCGCCAAGAAGCCUUAUGUUGUUCGUUUCUAUGAAAUUCUUUACGAAGAUGAAAUUGAUGCCCUCGAACGUCUUGGAGAAGAAAAACUCGCGCGAGCGACUGUAUUCGAUCCAGCAACACAUAAACUCGUCAAUGCCGACUACCGUGUUUCGAAAUCAGCUUGGCUCAAAGACGAAGACUCCAAGAUCGUCGCCACUUAUAAUCGACGUAUUUCGCGACUGACAGGGCUCGAUUUGGAGUACGCCGAGCAGCUGCAAAUGUCAAACUACGGUAUUGGCGGACAAUACGAGCCGCAUUUUGACUAUUCUCGACGAGAAUGGGACAUUUACAACAACCGGCGAAUCGCUACUUGGCUUUCAUAUUUGACGACAGUCGAACAAGGCGGAGGAACAGUCUUCACAGAGCUCGGUCUCCAUAUUCGAUCGAUCAAGGGCUCGGCGGUUUUCUGGUACAAUUUAUUGCCAAAUGGCUCUGGCGAUGAAAGAACCCGGCACGCCGCUUGUCCCGUUUUAAGGGGCAACAAGUGGGUCUCGAAUAAAUGGAUCCAUGAAUUCGGCAACGAAUGGAAUCGACGAUGCCGCCUCGACGAGGAAGCUGACAAUCUUUUCCUAUAA
Oikopleura dioica is the source of this 1467-nucleotide messenger RNA. Lineage: Eukaryota; Metazoa; Chordata; Appendicularia; Copelata; Oikopleuridae. The record is from the annotation of a GenBank genome assembly.